AUGUGGAGCUGGUUCUGGGUCUGCUCAUGCAUGCUGAGUCUGGGUGUUCUGACCCGGGCUCUGGAGCUGGAGGAGCUGUUUGAGUUCGGAGAAGAAGCCGGAGACCAGAGCCUGCAGCCCGGGUCCGACUCCACCGCAGAGCUGCCUCUGAACGGGUCUCUGUUCUUCUUCAGCGACACCUUCGACACAGUUUAUAUUAACACAAAUGGGUUUGUGUCCGUUGUCGAGCCCCCGGCGGAGGAUGAGUACCUGGGGAAGAUGCCCGCCAGUUUCAAAAUGAUGGCAGCCCUACUGGGAGACCUGGAUGACAGUGACGGAGAGGGCAAGGUCCACUUCAGGUGGGACAGCAGCCCGGAUAUACUGAGUAAAGCCGCGGAGCACGUCAGGCGAGCUUUCCCCAGAGACGAUGAAGAGGAGCCCACCACCGUCCUCAUCGUCACCUGGGAGAACAUGGCCGCCAGGGGAGUGUCUGGACGAGGAGACAGACUGGACACAAAGAGAAACACUUUCCAGCUGGUUGUGGCCUCCAUGGCGACGUCCACCUGCGCCAUCCUCUUGUAUCCACGAAGCGGCCUGCAGUUUUUCUCCACGUCAGUAGGGGGCGAGAGCAAGCUCCUCGAGGCUGGCUUCAACGAAGGCCUUGUGCAGAGUUGGCUCUGGAGCCAAACACAGGGGACUUACUUCCGCACCACCACCAAUGAAGAGACCUCCAUCAGGGAACUCACAGAAGAGACGAACUCGGGACAGAAGGGAGUUUGGGUGUACGAGAUCGGCUCCUCGCCUUUCUUUGUCGCCAUUACACCAGGAAUGGUCCCUAGCCUUCCUGAGGAGGAGGAGGAGGAGGAGGAGGAGGAGGAGGAUGCCACCACAACUCCUGUACCAGAAGGAAAAGAGGAGUUCCCAACUGAGACUCCCUCCGAGUACCAACCCAGUUACCCAGAAGCUGAGACCAUCACGCCAUGGUACCCCGAAACGGAGACUGAAGAUUAUGGAGGCCAGUUUGAGCCGGAAUACCCUGAAUCUGAGACUGUCACACCAACAUACACCGACCCUGAGAGGGCUCAACCAAGAUACCCUUCUGAGCCGAGAUACCCGGACCCUUCUGAGCCGAGAUACCCGGACCCUUCUGAGCCAAGAAACCCUGAACGAACGGAGACCAGAAACCCUUCUGAGCCGAGAUACCCUGACCAAACGGAGACCAGAAACCCUUCUGAGCCGAGAUACCCUGACCAAACGGAGACCAGAAACCCUUCUGAGCCGAGAUACCCUGACCAAACGGAGACCAGAUACCCUUCUGAGCCGAGAUACCCUGAGCAAACGGAGACCAGAUACCCCGUCUCUGAGCCUUUGCAACCAAGAUACACAGUCCCUGAAACCAAUGAGCCAAGGUACUCUCCAGUCGAGCCAAAGUACCCUGAUCCAGUCCAACCAGUGCCCCCAUAUUCUCGGCCCCAGCAACCCCAGAUCGUCGUGGUAGACGAAGAUGAAGAUCUCGAUGUGACCGUUUUCGCAUACAAUUCGGAGACGUGCGCCCACAACAGGAACAAAUGCUCAGCUUUUGCUGAUUGUCGGGAUUACAGUAACGGGUACUGCUGCCAUUGUAGGCCUGGCUUCUAUGGUAACGGGAAGGACUGUGUUGCAGAAGGAAAACCACAGAGAAUGAAUGGAAAGGUGAGCGGUCGAGUGUUCGUUGGAAACUCCCCUUCCCCUUUUGAGCUCAGUAACAAUGACUUGCACUCGUACGUGGUAGUCAACGACGGACGGGCCUCCGUGGCCAUCAGCAACAUCCCUGACGACCUGGGGCCCGCCCUGCUGCCACUGUCCUCCCUUGGCGGAGUCAUUGGCUGGGCCUUUGCCCUGGAGCAGCCCGGCUACCAGAACGGCUUUGGUCUCAUUGGCGGCAUGUUUUCCCGGCAGGCAGAGGUGAUCUUCCAUCCCGGCAACGAGCGUCUGAGCAUCAUGCAACAGUUUAAAGGGAUCGACGAACACGACCACCUGGUGGUGAGCACCGAGCUGAAUGGGCGUGUGCCCGCCGUCCCGCUGGGAUCCUCCGUGGAGAUCAACCCAUACAAGGAGAUCUACCAGUACGACAGAAACUUGAUCACUUCCUCCUCCAGCCGUGACUACACCGUCACCUCCCCCGAUGGCGACGUCCAGACCAGAAGCUACCAAUUGCGACAGACCAUCACCUUCCAGAGCUGCCCACACGACGAGGCCUCUGGGACGAGGCCGUCUACUCAGCAGCUCAGCGUGGACCACAUCUUUGUGAUGUUCGAAGCCCACAACCAUCUGAUCCGCUACGCCAUGAGCAACAAGAUCGGCUCUGUCCACGGCAAUGUUCCAGAGCAGAACCCAUGUUUCACCGGCAGACACGGCUGUGACAUCAACGCCAUGUGCCGACCAGCCGAUGGCCUCCAGUUCACCUGCGAAUGUGCGACUGGUUUCACUGGAGACGGACGCUACUGCCACGAUACUGAUGAGUGCAGGGAGACUCCUCAGAUCUGUGGAUCCAACGCCGUCUGCAAUAAUCAGCCCGGAACUUUCCGCUGUGAGUGUUCGACCGGCUUCGUGUUCGCCAGCGAUGGAAAGACCUGCAUCGAGGAGAACCGGCCGGUGGAUCACUGUCAGAGAGGAAGCCAUCACUGUGAUGCUCCUGAUAGAGCUCUCUGCAGCUACACCGGAGGAUCGGCCUUCGUCUGCUCCUGUCUGCCCGGGUUCGUGGGUGACGGUCGGGUGUGUCACGACGUAGACGAGUGUCAGCAGGGUCGAUGCCACCGUGACUCCUUCUGCACCAACACGCAAGGCUCCUACACCUGCCAGUGCCAACCCGGUUUCCAUGGCGACGGCUUCCAAUGCAGCCCCACAUCCUCAGAGCCCGAGAAGACCCUUUGUGAGCUUCACAGAGAAAGAGCCCAGACGGCCACCUCCGGCUCCGGUAUCUUGUCUUACUUCCGUCCUCGGCCAUCCGUCGGUCAGUACGUCCCUCAGUGUGACCAACGCGGAGCCUACGAGUCCACGCAGUGUCACACCAGCAUCGGACAGUGCUGGUGCGUGGACGCCAACGGCCAGGAGAUCCCCAACACCCGCACAGGACCCGGCAGCACCCCUCUGUGUAUCGACCAGGCAGUGACUCCCACUCCGGGGGGUCCGACCCCGCGCACUGACGUUCACCCCGUCCCUCCAGGAACACACCUGCUGUUCGCUCAGAGCGGGAAGAUCGAACAAGUACCUCUGGAUGGAUACAACAUCAAAAAGGAGGAGGCCAAACCUCUGCUGCACAUCCCAGACCGGGUGGUGAUCGCCGUGGCUUAUGACUGUGUGGAGAAGAUGGUUUACUGGACCGACAUCACCGGGCCGGCUAUCAGCAGGGCUCGUCUGAGUGGAGGAGACGUCAUCCCGGUCGUCACUACAGAGCUCCAGAGUCCUGAGGGCAUCGCCAUCGACCACGUGGCCCGCCUCCUCUUCUGGACCGACUCCAUGCGAGAUACCGUGGAGGUUUCCAAACUGGACGGCAGCCAGCGGCGAGUCCUGUUUGACACCGACCUGAUCAACCCUCGACCCAUCGUCACCAACCCGGCGUACGGGCAGCUGUACUGGGCAGACUGGAACAGAGACGGGCCCAAAAUUGAGAUGUCCAACAUGGACGGGACCGAUCGAACCGUCCUGGUGAAAGACGACUUGGCCCUCCCCAACGGUCUGACCUUUGACCUCGAGGAACAGCAGCUGUGCUGGGCCGACGCAGGAACUCGUAAGGUGGAGUGUAUGGAUCCUCACCGCAGGCUGAGGAGGCAGAUCGUUGAAGGGAUCCAGUAUCCCUUUGCUCUCGUCUCCUUUGGAAAGAACCUUUACUACACCGACUGGAGGAGGGAGGCGGUGGUCGCUGUGGACCGUCACUCAGAGAAAGAGACGGAAGAGUUUCUGCCACAGAAACGCUCUCGGCUGUACGGCAUCACCACGACAACGACACAAUGUCAACAAGCCUACAACUACUGCUCCAACAACGGCGGCUGUUCUCACCUGUGCCUGCCGCGGCUCGGCGGCUCCACCUGCCGUUGCCCGGACGCCGAUGACGGGCGGUGCGUGGAGAGGAACCUGUGAGGUCUGCAGAGCGACAAUAACACUGCUGCUGCUGCUCGGAGAGAAAAAACAAAACACACUUAACUCAAAUUGGUGUUUUUCUACAUUUCGUUACUUGAAUUGAACAU
Messenger RNA from Anoplopoma fimbria (sablefish), 4205 nucleotides. Its product is annotated as nidogen-1-like. Gene Ontology annotation, biological process: cell-matrix adhesion. The transcript is spliced from 20 exons. Bases 1 to 4098 code for a protein of 1365 amino acids. The record is from RefSeq and is a predicted model, not a curated record. NCBI's taxonomy places the organism in Eukaryota, Metazoa, Chordata, Actinopteri, Perciformes, Anoplopomatidae. Gene Ontology annotation, molecular function: calcium ion binding.